Molecule: messenger RNA, 777 nt
Organism: Stereum hirsutum FP-91666 SS1
Lineage: Eukaryota; Fungi; Basidiomycota; Agaricomycetes; Russulales; Stereaceae
Exons: 4
Coding region: 1-777 (258 amino acids)
Source: RefSeq, a predicted model, not a curated record
AUGAACUCCUCAGCUUCUGCACAAGACGCUCCUAUGACUUCACAGACAGUCGACGGAAUCGACACCAAAACAGCUUUACUUCACGGUGGUUAUCACGCAUUGGCAUUCGGAACAGACUAUGCACGCCUCCAUUUCGAGAACCAUACACGCCCCCAUUCAUUCGAAAAUGCACCCGUCGACUACGACGGCUCUACCCAUUAUUUCUUUAUCCAGAGUAAUGCACUCGGUUAUCCUCACUUCCCUGUCUUUCUCGAUUUUUAUCGCCGUCCUGCUGCACCGACGGUCAUCAUUCAGAAAUACUGGCAGCCUACCACCGAGACAGAUCGUGAAAGGUUCGUCAAGGACGACGAAGUCAAGCUGGAGGAUACCAUAUUUCUGCGUCACGAGGGAGUCGAAGGGGCUCUGGGGGUGACCGUCGAAGAAGCAGUGCAUGGUGAAGGAACACACUUGAAGGGAUGGAAGGAGACAGCGAAUCUUGGAGACAAAGCGUCCGCUCAGAUUCGAUUAUGGUUUCCUGAGUGCAAGCCAUGGAGACGUCAAGUGCAGACUAGAGACCAGACGUCCUCAAAGAACCCCAUCCUACUCAAAGGGUUCGUUCAACACAUUGGACGAUCUAUUGAGGCAUACUUCGAAAAGAAUCCAGCCCUUCGCUCAUUCUCAGGAGAACCGCUCACGUCCAAGGAGCUCAUCAUUCUCGGCGCGGUUCAUGUUUCGGCAGGGAGCUGGCAGCCCAUCUUGGCGUACGAUAUGCGCAAAAUUAUCGAGGGAGGUUUUUGA